AUGAGCGGUGCGUUGGUGGAGCUCGGUCUGCACGCGGUCUUCGUGGGGGCCUUGUUGGCAUAUUUCAAUGUGCUGCAGUUCGGCCUCCCGGUCCUAGCCGCGUUAGUCGUUGCAGCCUCCGUCGCCAUGUUCGCUGGGUUUUGCUACGCUGCGAGGCUGCAUACGACGUCGCUCGUGCUGGUCCCAUUCAUCGCCAUCAGGUUGCAGCUCAAGCUCGCGUCGCUGUUUGCUGCCUACGCCUCCAGAGGAUUCAAGCCCACCUUCCCGGAGUGGACUCUCGCCUACGAGCUCACAACUUUCAUGAUGCGGUACAUGUUUGAGGAGUACGGUCACACCAUUGUGGACGACAACACACACUUGAUGCGUGAGCCAUUCGCGAUGCACGGGCGGUUGAUCCUCCACUCGAACUACCGCCAACACAAGACGGUUCCCGAGAAGCUGGUCGCUAACGGCAUGGAGCAUAUGUGGCUACGUGACACCGAGACGAAGGAUCAGCGCAUCGUUGUCAUUCACUAUCAUGGCGGGGGCUACUGCAUCUCGGAUCCGCUGCAAGAUGUCGAGCUUGCCAACCAGACCCACUCGGUGUUGAAGCGGAUCCUCAAGGACCAGCACAAUCUUGAAGUGUCAGUCGAUGUAUUGCUCGCCAACAACCGGAAGGCGCCGGAGUUCCUGUACCCAACAGCUUUGAACGACUGCUUCGACAUGUACAAGUACGUCUUGAAGCACGAGAACAUCGCGCCGGGCCACCGAGACGACAAGGCUCCGUACUGCAUUCUCGUGACCAAUUUCGCCGACCGAUGCAUCGCGACGUACCUGAGUAGCGUUUCGGACCCGGAGAAGCGUCGGCAGGCGUCGGCUAUUAACCAGAAUCUACGAGGCCUGCCACCAAUCUUUCUGCAGUGGGGAGAGCUAGAGCGGUUCUACGAGCAGGGCAUGAGGUUCAAGGCCAAGGCUGAAGCGGAAGGUGCGACGAACAUGGAGUUUGACGUCCUGCAGAACAUGGUGCACGACCCGGUGAUGUUCCCGACGGCGGUGAGUCCUGCCGCGGAGAAGGGCAUCUGGAACGGCUGUGUCUUUGCGGCCAAACACCUGGCCAACGCGCUUCGAUCGGUAAGCUUCGACCCGGAACCAGAGCCUCGACACUAA
This is a messenger RNA of Phytophthora sojae, 1146 nucleotides long. RefSeq lists its product as hypothetical. Gene Ontology annotation, molecular function: hydrolase activity. The transcript is spliced from 2 exons. The coding region runs from base 1 to 1146 and encodes 381 amino acids. The record is from RefSeq and is a predicted model, not a curated record. Lineage: Eukaryota; Oomycota; Peronosporomycetes; Peronosporales; Peronosporaceae.